Aquila chrysaetos chrysaetos is the source of this 1418-nucleotide messenger RNA. It is a transcript of the gene CHRAC1, whose product is annotated as chromatin accessibility complex subunit 1. Bases 84 to 491 code for a protein of 135 amino acids. The record is from RefSeq and is a predicted model, not a curated record. Gene Ontology annotation, cellular component: CHRAC; nucleus. Gene Ontology annotation, molecular function: protein heterodimerization activity. Lineage: Eukaryota; Metazoa; Chordata; Aves; Accipitriformes; Accipitridae. The transcript is spliced from 3 exons.
CAGCGCGCCCUGCCGCGCCGCGGCGGCCGCCCAUUUCUGACCGGGUUGGGGGUGAAGGGCUGGAGCCGGUCGAGGGGGGAAAGAUGGCGGCGAGGUUGAGCGGCGGCGAGAACCGGCUGGUGUCGCUGCCCCUGUCGCGUAUCCGCGUGAUCAUGAAGAGCUCGCCGGAGGUCUCCAGCAUCAACCAGGACGCGCUGUUCCUCACCGCCAAAGCCACGGAGCUUUUUGUUCAGUAUUUGGCUACAUACUCCUACAAACAUGGCAGAGGCAAGGAGAAGAACGCUUUAACUUACAGUGACCUGUCUCAUACUGCAGAAGAGUGUGAGACCUUUCAGUUCCUUGCAGAUAUCUUGCCAAAGAAGAUCUUAGCUAGCAAAUACCUAAAGAUGCUUGAAAAAGAGAAGCGAGAUGGAGAAGUGGGGGAAGAUGAUGAAGAGGAUGAGGAGGAAGAGGAUGAAGAAAAAGCUGUUGAUGAAGAUGUUGGAUCUUAAGGCCAAUGGAGAAUUGCUUCAUAGUUGAUCCAUUUUCUGUUGUAUAAAGGAUGUUAUUUUUGUGACUGAGAAUCCAGAUGCUGGAUAUAUUUAUAUACUGAGCCAUCUGCUUUUGCUUUGUUUAAGAAGUUUAGAAAUUGAACUUUAUACUUGUUGAAGAAUGGAAUUCUUCCCUCAGAAACAUGGUGGGGUAGGAAGAGCUAAUGUAAAUCUGACAGCAGAACUUGCUCAGAUGAUUUAAAAUGACUUCAUCAGACAAUCAUGAUACAAACUUAAAAUUUCUUAUGGGCAGCUUUCAGUCGAAAAGCUCUUUCACCCUCUGACUAGAAGGGAGUCCUUCCCAAGUUUGUGUUUCUCCUCAGAGUGGAAGAGGAGGUGAGGGGAGGUGUUUUACACAGUGUGUACUAUCCUCAGCCUUCUGCCCCUUGGGGAGCCAAUAACUGAUCAAACCCUCCCUUGGUUUUCUGGAACAGUGCCAGGGCAUUAGCAGUGGACCAAGCCCAUUAAAAAAGUCUUCUGUAAAAACAGCGAUUUCUGUAAUGCAGCCUAAAUAGCCGUGUCGGCACAGAAACAGGGUAGAGGAUGUGAUCCAUUCCAAGAGCUAAUGUGGUUCUGCGGCUGUGGUGGUAAAAAGUACAUGUGUUAGAUAACGAUGUAAAUAUGUACAUCUAGAACCUUUUUCUCUAAUGAACUCUACUUUUGCAGUUUGUCCAUGGUGUUCUACAAAAAUGCAUACUGAAGUCUCUUAGAUGUGGAUUGUUGAGAACGAGCAAUCCUUUUACUGUUUGAGUGACAGGGCUGGAUUUUUCAUUUGGUUUUGUUUUGGGUUGUUUGGUUUUUUUUUACUAUAGAAAUGGUAACCGUCCUGUGUAGAACUUUAUAUGCAACUUUUUAAAAUAAAUGUUUUAUAUAAAAAGUGACAACUGA